AAUUGUUGUUCAUUAUGCAUUUUAUGGUCUUCGAUCAGAUAUCAACAGUUAUUUAGUAGAUUAAUAUAAAAAUAGGAUUGACAUUUGCAUAGGUUUCAGCCACCAUUUAUGGAUUUUUAGGUGUGGCAUCAGUGGUUAGGUUUUGUUAUAGGUAACUUCUUGGAAAGGCCCUUACGUCAUUACACAUUAAUCAAUCCUGUUCUUAUUAUAAUCAAAAUGUAUUAAAAGUGCAUUUAUUGGCAUUAUCUUCUAGGUUUAAUAAUCUAUACUAUUGGUUCUUCAACACUGAAUAGUUAAAGAACAUGCACUGAAAUGUGUGUCUGAAUAAAGUAAAAAUGGAAUAAAUCAUGAUUGAUAUAUUUGACUUUUGUGAUAUGCUGAAAGAGUUUCAGAACAAAGUUUUAUGAUCUUUUUAAUUCUAAAUGAGGCAAUUAUGUUCUGGCCUCUCUCCAUUUCGUUUUUCAACUUUUUUAUUGAUAUACCUAUGAUUUUAGUUUAUUAACUAAAUUACCAAAACAUAAUAAAUAUAUAGUAUAUAUAUAUGUAUUUAAUGUAAUGUGGUAUAUAUGUAUGUUCUGAAGUGUUAAUUAUGGAAUAAAGCUUAUAUUAAUAUAUACAGCUUCUUUGUAAUUAAUUAAUUAUUGCUGUUCCUCUUGAAUCUUCCAUGUUAAACUCAAGCCCAAGAAAAAUUGCAAUGAACUGGAUUUGAAAAAAGGGUUGUGUAUGAAAUUAAAACUCAUAUUCAAAGAAAUUUAUAUUUUACCAUUAUUUUACAUCUGUAGAAAGUGUAUUAUCUAUAAGAGACAAAUUUAUGCAUACUUAAUACAAUUUAAUAUAUGACAUUUCAUUGCAGUUAACAUUAAAAAAAUGGUACUAAGCCAAAAAGCGCAAUGCAUCAAUGUUUGUAAUUUUUAGGUUUCCAGAGAAAGGAAACUUACUUUCAGUGAAAGCCUCUUAAAAUUAACUGAGUUUACAAAAAGUAAUCAGGAGAGGAGCAGAGGUGUACAUUUAACUUUGACAAUUUUGCACAUUACAAACAUUUGAAGUAAACAGAAAUAUAUGCCAAAUAUUUAAAUUUCUUUUGAAUUUAUAAGAUACUUUUGAAAGGCUAGCGUUCAUCACCAAAAAUUGAUCCAAAAACCACCUUUCAAAGCUGAAACAAACUAUCGAGGGCACAUAGCAUGUCUGCCACCGUCAACUGGAAGGUUUGCUCCAGUGAUAAAACUAGCAUCAUCGCUAGCAAGAAAUGCAAUUGCUCGAGCAACUUCCUCUGUGUUCCCUGGUCUUCCAAGGGCAUGUGUUUCUUUGCUUCGUUCCAAAAACAUAUUAUAAGAUUCAUCAUUCAGACCACCUCUUUUCUGGAGUUCUGUAAUUAUAACUCCUGGAUUUACACUGUUUACUCUAACUUUCUUUGAAGCUAAUUCUAGUGCUACACAGCGUGUGAGCUGAUCCACUGCUGACUUGGACAUAUUGUAAGCCAGCACACCAGGAAAAGAUCGCAAACCAUUUACACUUGAUACGUUCACAAUAUUUCCCUUGGUUGUAAUGAGGUGUGGAACCGCUAACAUUGUUAAAUGGUAAAGUGAACGCACGUUUACAUUGAAAACCGUGUCAAACUGCUCUAAAGACGUUUGCUCAAUACUUCCCAUUGCAAGAAUACCUGCAUUGUUAACGAGAACAUCAAGCUUUCCAAAAUGUUUGAUAGUAUUUUCAAUAACAAUUUGUGUGUCAUUUUCAGAAGAAAGGUCAGCUGGUAUUACUAAAGGUUUCGGGAUGUUUGGUCCGCAGCAUUCUCCUGCUGUUUUAUUAAGAUUUUCGAUAUUCCUGCCAGUCAAAGCUAGACUAGCUCCAAGUCUAGAAAAAUGAAUAGCAGUUGCAGCACCGAUACCUGAGCUGGCGCCCGUGAUAAGCACGACCUUGCCACAAAAUUUAAUACCUUUUUCGCAAUGUUCCAUAAAUGUAAAAUCACAGCACGUAGCUCAUCGGUACGAUGCUCUUUCGUAAUCAAUCUGCGUUAUCAGAAACAAAUUGUAUUUUUCUUGAGGUUAGGAUGCGUCACAUGUUGUUUGUUGACGUCUGCGGUAGUUUCCUCCCCCUGCAUGUCCCUGACCAUCAUCACGCGACCGAAGAGAGGGCACACGAUUGCUGUCAUGUGCUCGGGAUACGUCAUCGAAACGUCAUUCAAGUUUAUGUGAUAUAUAGCUUUUACCAAAGAGUGUCACUAACCAUAAACAAAAUUGUAGUUGGAAUAAGACCUUUUGGAUGCAGAAAUGCGUUACUUCGUCAGCCAAUUUUAGAUUUUCUCUAUAGUUCGAUGGGAAGCAGUUAAACAUAACUUGUUCGAAAUUGGAGCAGUGACUGUCAUACUAGGUGUAUUUUUAUGACAAUUUGGAGACUAAAGAACAAUCAUGCUUCUAAUAUCAAAAUUCGUAGUUGGAAUGCUCAUUGCGCUAGCGGCUCAAUGUCUUUGUUAUUCAGUUAAUCGUGUUGAAAAUGCACUACCAGGCCCACCUGUUAUUUUAGUUCCGGGAGAUGGAGGUAGUCAAGUUGAAGCAAAAUUGCAUAAGAAGGAUACUGUUCAUUAUUUAUGCCAGAAAAAUACUCAGGAUUAUUUCAAUAUAUGGCUCAACAUGGAAUUACUAGUUCCAAUUGUGAUAGAUUGUUGGAUUGACAACAUAAAAUUGGUGUAUGAUAACAAGACUAGGAAAACUUACAAUUCUGAUGGAGUUGAUAUAAGGAUACCUGGAUUUGGUAAUACUUCUACUGUGGAAUGGUUGGAUCCUAGUCAGGCCAUAACUGGCGCAUAUUUUAAAGAUGUUGGAAAUGCUUUGGUAGCCAUGGGAUAUGAGAGGAAUGUGUCCAUUAGGGGUGCUCCUUAUGAUUUUCGAAAGGCUCCAAAUGAAAAUCAACAAUAUUUCGUUGAUCUGAAGGCUUUAAUAGAAGAAACUUACACUAUAAAUGGCAACAAGCCUGUUGUCAUCAUUGCACAUAGUAUGGGAGCACCAAUGACUAUGCAUUUUCUUGGUGGUUUGAAGCAGCGGUGGAAGAACAAGUACAUUCGGGCAUUAGUUACAUUGUCUGGAGCUUGGGCAGGAUCUGUCAAAGCUCUAAAGGUUUACCUUGUUGGGGAUGAUUUAGGAUCAUAUGUGUUGCGUGAAAGUGUGAUGAAGGAUGAACAAAUAACAUCACCGAGUUUGGCUUGGCUGAUGCCUUCCAGCGUUUUUUGGAAGCCCAGUGAAGUAUUGGUGCAAACUCCUGAUAAAAAUUAUACUGUUAAUGAUUUUGAAGAAUUCUUCAGAGAUAUUUAUUAUGAAGUGGGAUGGGAAAUGAGAAAAGACGUGCAAAAAUUGGAUUCAAAAUUCUCUGCCCCUGGUGUAGAAAUUCAUUGCCUUCAUGGAUUUGGUGUAAACACAAUAGAAAGACUUGUGUAUAAACCUGGGAAGUUUCCUGAUGGUUAUCCAAAUUUCAUUUUUGGAGACGGAGAUGGAACAGUGAAUAAACGCAGUUUGGAAGCAUGCAUGCAUUGGGAAAGCCAACAGAAGCAACGCAUAUAUCACCAGACCUUUCCAAAUGUAGACCACAUGGAAAUACUGCGAAAUGAGAAUGUCUUGGAGUACAUAACUACACUUAUGAAGAAAUUGACAGAUGGUUAAUGAUUGAAACAUAAAAUUUUGUGAAGGUGAGAGGGUAUUGUGUGAAAGUGGCAGCCAAAUACCUCCCUGUGUUGAUUAUGCAACGUUUUUAAAGAUGACCUCUAGUUAAUUAGGAAUGACUGCAGCUGAAUUAAGAGUUGUUAUGGAGAUGUUACUGCAUUUUAAGAAAUUAUCCAAAGCUAAAUGAUAACCUAGAUUUUAACUUCAAGGUAUAUAUUAAUAUUUCAUCCUGUGUAAAUCUUCCUAAAUAAGAGUCAAUUGAUGUAGAAUGGCGGCAACGUAGGCAAAUCAUUCUUGGAAUGAUAUUAGAUUGUUUUAUAUCUCUAUAUUUUGAAUGAAAAUAUUUAAUUUCACAGAAAACAAUAGGGUUGUAGUCAUCCAGCAAUUUUGUCUAAUAAGUGCAGUAUUAUAUACAGUAUAUUUUAAUUACGCAAGAUAGGAAAAAAGCUGCAAAUUAUAAUAUGAUGGUUGUUUUUGUCAGUUAAGGACAUGUACAUACUUUGCCACCUUAUUUAAAAACUAUAUUAUCCCAUCUGUGAUAUUUAUUUUAUGGGUAAACUGAAUCAUGACUUGAACAAUAGAGAGUUUGCAUAGUCAGAAGGAUUCUUGCAAGUAGUUAUAUAGUUUUCGUUAAAUAUAUUCGUAUUUGUGUGUGUGUGUGUGUGUAUUUUCUGUUUAUUGAACAUUUGUCAGUGGCUUUGGAUUAUUUUUUUGAGCUCAUAAAAGUGAAGUAAUUUAUGCAGUAGGAAUAUGUUUUGUAUAUUCCUUUCCAGAGUAUAUAACAUUGAUAUCUUUGUCUCUCUAGUUUGAAAUAAGGUUUGUGAUAUUUAGAAUAGAUGUCCUAAUGUGCAGAAUAUAGGAUGAAUUUUACCAUGAAUCCCAGUCUUCAGUGUGCUCCUUUUUAAGUUAAGUCUUCCGUUUCUCCUUUAAUUGAUAUGAAUACAUAAUUUAAAGCAAAAAAAAAUCUCUUUUAGUUAAUUUUCAAAAUUUUGGGAAAUAAAUGUGGCCUUACUCUCUUAUAAAAUAUUUUGUAUGUAGUAUGGGUGUUUUGAAAUGAGUACUUCUUAUACUAUUGUGUUAUUUAAUAGGAAACCAUAUAAAUCUAUUUUGAGAAUCACUUUAUAUAUGUAAUUCUGAUAUCAAUUUAUUCAUACAAAGUACAUAACUUUCUUGAGCUUCUAAGACCUACUACUAUUACUACUACUACUAAUAAUAAUAAUAAAAAUUAAAUGCAAACUGUCGGAUUGAGUAUGUGACAUAGGUAAUUACCAAAAUAAAAAAAAUGUCAUCUGCAUCUUGUAUUUCAUAUUUUCAUAGAUUCUUCCUGGACACUUUUUGUUGUUUAGAACUAAAUGCAGUAAAAAUUCAAAAUUCAAAUUAAAUGGGAGUAUGACAAAUUUAGGUGAUUGGAUAAAGCUCAGAAAUUAAGUUAAAAAGUGGCAGCCAUUCAUGUAACUCAACUUUAGUGCAUUAAUGUUAAUAAACAUAAGAUAAAAGAAAAAAAUAAAGUAAAAACUUUAGGUGGGAUUUACAUUAAAAAGAAACCCCAACUUAAGAGUGAAUUUUCAUUGGAUGUACUAUAUUUCUGAAUUACUAUUACUUAUGAAUAGUAAAGUGUGUGUGUUUGUACUGUGAUUUGACAAUUUGUCUUUAGUUUCCUCUCUCCCAAAAUCAGUUUGGAUAAUUUUAGAUUUUUGUAACAAAUCUUUGGAUAGUUGGAAUUUUAAUGCAUAUUAAUUAUUGCAAAUCUGUUUAAAUGAAAUACCAAUGAUUUACCCGAAUAUACAUUGGCCUUGAAUAUAUGACACCCUCCCUAAUUUUCAAGAGGCCUCCUGAGAAUUUUAAAAUUUUUUAACUAAUUCUCACUAUUUAGUCAAACUAAAAUUACAAAAUGUCUCAUUGACUAGAAAAUUGCCAUGUUCAUGAGAAUGUUAAGUGUUAUUGCUGAACUAUUAUUUUCUUGUUCCUUAAUAUCAUAAUCAUGGUUUUUGUCAUUACCCUCAUCAUCUUCACAUUUAUCAAUGUUUGUUUCUUUUUGUCUUCCUACCAUGCUGUGAUAUUUUCUGACGUUUUAGGCCCUCUUGAAAGUUAUGCGGACGAAAUUUUGUGUUGUUCAGAGUUUUUCAUCAGAUGCCAUUUAUGAACAUUCCCUUCUGUCGCCAGAUUUUUCUAUCCGCCUCGGACUUAUUGAUGGCCUGUUCAAAACUCGUAUUCGUAUUCGCCGGGCGUCGAACCGAGAUUCCGCAUGGCCUCGUCGAACGCGCAUCGUAUAACAAUCUCUCGGCAUUCCUUUUCACGUUACGUUUCAUUUGCCAUUCGGUUAGACAUUUUCUUUACCGGUUCAUUCAAAAAUAUCAGUCUGAAUUGCCCGACAAAUUAGCGGUGUAUGCCGAGAAUACGAACGCGAAUAUAAUUAUGUUGUUACGCGCGAUAUUUUUACAGUCUUAGGGGUUUAUUGUUACGUCAACAUUUAAGAGUGUCGUAACAUGGAAUGACAAUGUAAAAACGUAAAUCCUAAACGACUAAGCUUAAUCUGCGUAUAUAAGACGAUCCCGCAAUUAUCGACUGAGAUAUUUCGGAAAAACACUCGUCUUAUAUUCGGGUAAAUACACUAAGUCAGGAUUAAAAAUUCUAGUGAUUCAUUGUAAUAUGAUAGUCAAGAGCCUUUUUUAAACAAAUAAUUAGUUGAAAUGUUUGAAUUGUAAUUAUUCUUUCUUUUAUUAUUAUAAUACCCUUUAUUGAAUGUCAAUUAUUUUACACUGUGUAUUGUGAAAUGAUAAAUUCUUGCCAUUAUUUUUGUGUACAAUGUUUGCUGAGGUUUUAAAUAUUACUUGCUCACAAUCAUGUGUCUAUGAAAUCAUAUAUACAAUUUAUUUAGCUUGUCAGCAUCAUCUUUAACAAUGCAGGCUGUUCUUUUGAGGAUGCAUCUAUUUACAAGAGUGUAGAUGUUAGGAUAUUUUCUCUCUCCAAUGAAGCUGAAUGCUCAAAGCAGACUUAAGAAACUUGUCUUUGUCACACUAGAUUAAAAUAAAUUAUAUAUAAUUGUAUUUCCUUGUUUAUUUUUUUACACUUCUGAAAUAGUGCAUUCAGACAAUAGGUGGAAAAAAGUAGUACAAAAAGCUGGUGUGUGCCAAACAAAAUUAUUCUGUGCCGUUAUCAAACUGGAACUUUCUAAAAAAAUUUUGCUUUUAGUUCCAUAUUUGUGUUUGAAUCUUAGCACUUUCCAUAAAAGAUAAUUUAUGUACGUAGUGUCUAAUACAUUACCUAGUUAAUAAAUAUAUCAUUGAGGAAAUUCAAUGAAGAUCAGGAACCAUUGUAUCUACAAAGUAAUAAGCAAAAAAUAAUUGAAAUAUGGAUUGAUUAAUUUUUACUUUCAGGAAGAAUUUAUGAUCUUUUACCAUCUGAAAUAGUAUUUAAAAGGCUCAAGGAGGGACGUAGUGUAAUAAGAUAUAUCUUCUCAGCAUGAUUGACUUUUAAUUGUAUCUAAUGUACAAAAUGUAAUUAAAACUUUACUUCUAUUCUCUGCUGGUCAGAAUAGUUAAGUAAAUAUAAUUGUUCAACUUUGUAAUUUGACAAACACAGCAAAUUGGAUUGCAACAUAUCCUUUUGUUGACAAUAUUAUAUUGUUUCAUAAGCAAUCUUUCAAAUUCUGUUAUUGUUUUAUAUAUGAAAUGAAAAUGUUUAAAUAGUUUCAUGUGAUAUUUUGAGAAGCUCAAUCUGGCACAUGUGAAGUGUUCAUUCAAUGUUUUUACUCCUCUCUUUUUACCUAAUUUGUUAAAAAUCUUCCAACAUGUAGUGAUCUCUUUGUUAUUUGCACAAUUGUGAUAUUUUUGUGAUGUUUUUGAUGUAUGUUUUAUGUAUUCCAAGGUAGUAAACAUUUCUGUUUUUGCAUGUUGAAAUGAAUUUUGCCUUUGGACUCUGGAAUUUUAGAUUCGAACCUUAUGUGUCUUAACUUACACUAGAGUGUAGUUUGAUGGUAAGUGAGUGAGCUCAUACCUAACUGCAAAAUGUGAAUUCAUAUUUAAAUUUUUUUAAAUUAGUAAUGUUCAGUGUAAGGACUUGUCUUUUAAUGACUGUCCAUUCACCAAGGAGGAAGUAAUAUAAUUUUGAAUAUUGUGAAUUGUGAAAGUCACACCUCAUAGAUGGUACGUGUUCUCUUUAAAAUUUGAUAAACACAAAUAUUUUAGUAAUAGAAAUUCAGUGGUGUGACAUUUAUCUUUUGGUAGUUAAUUAAGCAAGAAUUGAUUUCAACUUGUAAUAUUGUUGAAUGAAUAAAGAGAGUUUUUUAGAACAUA
Molecule: messenger RNA, 7948 nt
Organism: Gryllus bimaculatus (two-spotted cricket)
Lineage: Eukaryota; Metazoa; Arthropoda; Insecta; Orthoptera; Gryllidae
Source: the annotation of a GenBank genome assembly